Molecule: messenger RNA, 2280 nt
Organism: Scheffersomyces stipitis CBS 6054
Lineage: Eukaryota; Fungi; Ascomycota; Pichiomycetes; Serinales; Debaryomycetaceae
Exons: 2
Coding region: 403-2280 (625 amino acids)
Molecular function (GO): protein binding
Source: RefSeq, a predicted model, not a curated record
ACUGAAAGCCUCAUACUGGAACGUCUACUACAGCCUGUUAUCCUCCGUCGUCAUCAAUAGUCAUUUCGGUAGUGCCAUAGCCUUCUUCUCCAGGCUCAUCUCGAUCUCUCUGAUCCUCGGGCUCUAACCGCACACUUCAACUUCUACUUCAUCAUCACGAACAUCAUUUCGUAUCAUAUCAUCAUAUCCCGUUGCCAGAGUCCUUUCUGCGUCAUCUUUUCUUAGGAUCUUGUCUCAAAUCAUCGAUUCAUAGCUUCACCGCUGCACACAUCACCAUAUCAUUAUUGGCCAUUUCAUAGCUUCUCCGGAUUACCCUUUGUCUUUGAUCAUCCCUUGAUUCAUACUUCAUAAUUGUUAAUUGAUAAUUCAUAACUUCUUCGUAAUAUCCGAACACCCAUCAUUAUGACAAGAGAUUUGUUGCCGCCUGCUCCCAAAUCAAGACACCCCGUAGUGCCCCCACAUCGGGACCGUCUCAGAAAUGGGCGCUACAACAGAUGUUUCCAAAACUACUACCAUCUGUACCAGUACUUAACGACCAACCCCUACUACAUCCCCAGCGUCCGCCCGCUGGUCAACCACUGGCAGCUUCGGGACCUCCUUAAAUACGACGCACCCUCCAACGUCGUCUAUUACACCAAAAACGACUCUAUUAAUAAGUUGGACAUGCUGCUGUUUGUGCUGUCGAGUCACGUCAACCUCCACUACUACCCCCGCUGCUACUCCCAUGCUCCCAACGGGGUAGUCGUCACGGGCGGCUUGCUCACGAAUAGCAGCAAGUUGUUUCUGAUGAAUAUCGAUAAUUUGCUGCUUCUGGCACUGCCCCAACCUGCUGGAACUCCACGGAAAAUCUCCAAGGGUUUGUUUCUGUUCUACAACCCCGAACUUGAUGUAGCCAAAACCGUCCGUUUGGGCGAGAUGAUCAACAACGACGUCGCCGUUUACCCAGAUUCCAACAGCAGCUACAGGGCAUAUGUCUGCAAUAAUGACUCCAAUUUGUACUGUGUAGAUAUUCCCAAUAAUGAUGGCUUCCGAAUUGUGAAUCGAAUCAACUGUGAAAUCAACACUUGUUUGAACAAUGUCGUUAGAUCUCCAACCAACGACAAGCUACUUGCGGUAACCGGCGAUUCACUGUCAAUAUUUUUGCUUGACCCCACGGCUCUGAAUCCCAACGUUCGCACAAUCAAAAGUGGCCACGAGUCAGGCUUUGGAAUAGCUUACCAUCCCAAUGGUAAUUUGCUCUCUACAGUUUUUCAGGAUGGUACCUGUUUGCUAUACGAUCUCAGAAAUAUUUCCUACAACAAACCAUUGAUCGAGAUCAAGCUGACGAGACCUGGCCACCAGCUGGGAGCAUUCCGGGUAUGUAAGUUCCUGCCAGCAUACGACGUGAACGAUAUGCUCAUCAUUCUGGAACACGUAGGCAGAGUUCAUUUGGUGGAUUUGCGCCAUUUGGACUACUCAAACGUAGAUGACCAUCAGGUUAUGGUCGUUCCCUAUGCCUUGGACCAAUAUGGUGAGUAUAAGGGAGGAUUCGACAAGUACAAUGCGAAAAUGGCAGCCAUCAAUGCAGACAAAGAAGAAAACGAAAAUGAAGACAAUCAAAGCAGUAAGAAUAAUGAUACUAAUAAUGAUAGUGAAAAUAGUAGUAUCAAUUCUUCAAAGUCGAUCCAUAAGCCUGUUGAUAUCUAUUGUAAUUCUGAUUCGAAGCUGGCUCAGUUCUCCUCGUUCACGUCUCCCUUGGUGUUUGACUAUGACUACUUGACCAACACCAAUGACAAGUUGUUCAAGGACUUUGUGUACACGCCUCCGCCACAACCCUCGCCUCCACUGAAGGACCACUACCUUCUUCCACCCAAGUUCAACUAUCCUCAAUGGGAUAAUCCUCUCAUUUCUAGUAGUCCUUGUAACAAUCCUCUUCAGCAGUCGGAUUUCGACGAUACCAACCCAGAUAUCGAUGCUCAGUUGAACUACGUCUACAGCACAAUGAGCGGCGGUGGCACUUUCGCAUCUGGUUCUGGUUCCCGUGGAUCAGCAUCCACAGCACGCUCCUCACAGCCCACGCUCACGGAUACUUAUUCCCAUUAUACCAACUACUGCGACGAUUCAUACCAACAGCAGAUCAACCAUAUCCAUGGCGAGAUGGAGCUUUCCGGGAUCGAGUUCUGCACUCCCAGAUUGGCCAACGAGAGCUACAUCUUAAUUGGAUGCCAGGAUGCUGGAGUAGUGAUGUGGGGAAUCAACGGUGCGGCCAGAAGAAGCUUCGGCAGCUAUGGAUAUGUCUGA